UGUCACUUCGUACACGAGUAACAUAAUUUUCCCAUUUCUCUUUUUGAUACUAAUUUGAUGGAUUGCCUAGCUUUGAUUCGAUGUUGGCUCAUGUAUUCCGUCAAAAGUGAUUAUGCUGACCCAAAGUGCUGUGAAAAUCGUAACUUUUCAAUCAAUAUUUAUGUUUAGGCAUUGUUUACCGGUAUUAUUGUGGCCGUGAAUUUGAAUUUUCAUUGAAAAUAUCCCGUUUGAAAGCAACAAAACUUCAACAUUUUAUUUAAAUCAUUAACAUAAUUUUUGCUAAUAGAGAAAACGAAACAAAAUAAAAACUAAUUAAAACACAAACGAUUUCUAUUCGCACAUUCAACGUUAAAGACAUACAUUAAAGUGUAAACAUUUUAUUAAAAAAUUUUUUUAAAUGUCUAUUUGCUUGUGAAAUUGCCGUGAUGUCAUCCGUGAUGUCAUCGUCAUCUGCCGACGAAAUUAUCAAAAAAUGUCACGACGUUGGCGAAAAAUUGCAGACUGAAAGCGGUAAAAAUGUAAACACAGCUGGUCACCAUCACACAAACAUAAGUAAUCAUCAGGUGCAUUAUCUGCAUGAGCUGCCACUUGCGGCUGAAAAGAGAUACGAAAUGUUGUUCAGUCAAUUGGAUCGCAACGGCAAUGGUCAAAUUGAUAUUCAUGAUUUGUCUGAAGCACUCAAGGACAUUCAUUUAUCCCAGCAAUAUGCUGAAACAUUUUUACGACAAACAGACACAACGAACCGUGGUCAUGUAAAUUUAGCCGAAUUUAUUCAUUAUGUUCGCGAACACGAAAAGAAUCUGUUGCUACAUUUCACACAUUUGGAUAAAGAUAAGGAUGGCAAAGUGAAUUUGAAUGAUUUGAUAAUUGGAUUUAAAGAGCUGGGAAUCGAAAUUGAUGACAACGAAGCAUUACAACUCCUAAAACGUGUUGACCAAAAUGAUACAUUAAUCAUUAGCUAUGACGAAUGGAGAGAUUUUUUGCUUUUAGCACCAUCCCUUGACAUUCAUCACAUCAUCAACUUUUGGCGACAUUCUACCUAUCUCGAUGUUGGUGAAGACGUGUAUGUGCCUCAAAUCGCAAGCGGUUGGAGACAUUUGGCGGCCGGUGCAGUGGCCGGUGCCGUUUCGCGUACCUGCACAGCGCCAUUAGAUAGAUUAAAAGUCUUUUUACAAGUUCAAACGAAUCGAGUUCGAAUUGUCGAUAGUUUUAGAUAUUUAUUAAAUGAAGGUGGUGUGCGGAGUUUUUGGCGUGGUAAUGGCAUCAAUGUUAUGAAAAUUGCACCCGAAUCAGCGCUUAAAUUUGCCGUGUACGAAAAGGUUAAACGACUCAUCAGACAAAAUGAACAGAAACAACUUAGCAUCUAUGAAAGAUUUGUAGCCGGUGCAUGUGCUGGUGGUGUGUCUCAAACAAUUAUUUAUCCUUUAGAAGUAUUGAAGACCCGCUUAGCUUUAAGAAAAACCGGCCAAUACAAGGGUAUUUCUGAUGCGGCGUUAAAGAUCUAUACAAAUGAAGGCAUCCGAAGUUUUUAUAGAGGCUAUUGUCCUAAUAUUUUAGGCAUUGUACCCUACGCUGGGAUCGAUCUGGCUGUUUAUGAAACUCUCAAGCGGAAGUAUUUAAAGAAACACGAAAGUGAUGACGAACGACCUAGUUUUAUGGUUUUACUUGGUUGUGGUACUGUGUCAAGUAGUAUCGGUCAACUAUGCUCAUAUCCAUUGGCACUUGUCCGAACUAGACUACAGGCUCAAGUUAUCAACAACAAUACGCAAUCAGUUGUACGUCCGCGGGAGCAAACGAUGACUACCAUCUUUAAACACAUCAUCGAAACAGAGGGCAUCCCUGGACUAUAUCGCGGUAUCAUUCCGAAUUUCAUCAAAGUGCUGCCCGCCGUUUCGAUAAGUUAUGUCACUUAUGAAUACACCAGCCAAGCGCUGGGUGUUAGCAUGUCGUGAAAAGGAGUUCAAGUGAUUUCAAUCUAUAUUGUUUAAAUGAGAAACAUAUUUAGUCGACAAAUACUUCCCUAGCGAAUGCAAAGUGUGGAUACUACUCCUACAGCAAUAAGACUCGUGCAAAUAAUUACUAUCUGCUCAAAAUGUAGUUAAAUAUCUAACUAUCUCAAACAAUUAUUUUCUUUUUAAACCAAAACAUGGUAAAGACAAAAAAAAAUAGCUCGAAAUAUUAACAGUUCGUUUGAAACACUACUACGUGUUCUCGAUAAUCUUAUGCAAAAUACGAAAACGCUAGAUAGAUCUAUAAAAAAACAAAAGAAAAACGGAGAAAGACAUUAUUAAAAGGAAACCUGGAAGAUAAUACGUUCUUUUGAAUGUAUCGAAAUGACUUCAUCUAUAGCAACUAAUAUUUAUUAAAUUACUACAAAAUAUUUACUCGAAGGAAACAACAACAUUUUGAACCAAUUCGAUUGCUUUGUAUUUCUCCUUUUUUCACUUUUUAUGUUAUUUAUUUUUGUUUUUUGCUUUAAAUUUGUAUUUAAAAAAAUGAACAUUUUACAUUAAUUCCACUGUAAAUUAAUUGUAUGCAGCAGAAAUAAUUGAGUAAAUUGACUGUGACUCUACUGUUUGCCAUGCCUUAGCUGUGUGCGUGUUGUUUUUCUUAAUUUUUUUAAUUUGACAUCAGUUCAAGAUUUGAGCUGCGAAUCCGAAUUUCGGUAGUAUUUGUGAUAAAAUAAAAACUAUUAUUAACGUUUAUUUAUACUUUCACGAAUAAACGAAUUCACCAUUGUCCGUGCUCUCUACAGCAUUGUUAUUCUAUCAAACUUACACAUUUUUCCUGGACAAAGUAAUGCAUUAUACAAAAGAGCUAGAAUACAGAGCUUGGACCUUGGUUCAACAGAUUGAUCAUAAUACAUUACAACGUGAAUCGAAUGGCGUUCGAUUCGCUGAAACACAUGUCUAUCUUCAAAAUAAAUAACAACAGAUCAAUUUUCUUCUAUAUUUUUUCUUCUUCCAUAGAUUGUUGUAGACUCUAAUUAACUGAAUCUUUCGAUCUACAUAAGAAAUACACAAUAAACUCUUGCACUGUUCAACAAUGAA
Molecule: messenger RNA, 3050 nt
Organism: Contarinia nasturtii (swede midge)
Lineage: Eukaryota; Metazoa; Arthropoda; Insecta; Diptera; Cecidomyiidae
Product: calcium-binding mitochondrial carrier protein SCaMC-3-like
Exons: 6
Coding region: 426-1952 (508 amino acids)
Biological process (GO): transmembrane transport
Molecular function (GO): calcium ion binding; ATP transmembrane transporter activity
Source: RefSeq, a predicted model, not a curated record